Molecule: messenger RNA, 408 nt
Organism: Schistocerca nitens (vagrant locust)
Lineage: Eukaryota; Metazoa; Arthropoda; Insecta; Orthoptera; Acrididae
Exons: 2
Coding region: 1-408 (135 amino acids)
Source: RefSeq, a predicted model, not a curated record
AUGCUGGGAUCAACAUUUGAAAUUACUAUGGGCAGUGGAAAACAAUUUUGUGGAUUGGACAUUGAACACAAUCAUUCUGCAAACAAGAGCAAACCAAUCAAUUACUACUUCAGAAGUUCAUCAUGGAUGGUGAUGGGCAACAAACCCUAUCGACACACACUAAGUAACUUAUGGCUUGCAGCAACUGUUACGCAGCCAGACAUCAAUUUCACUGUGAGCAUCAUAAGUAGGUUUUUACAUAAUCUAGGUCCUGAAUACUGGCAUGCUGUUAAAAGUACUGUGAAGUACCUGCAGAGGACCAAGGACCUGAACAAGAGGUACAAAAAUGACUCUACUGGCUGCUGGUCUUUUCUUGUGCUGAUUAUGCUGGUGACUACGAUGGUCACUGGUCACCAACCAGCUAUCUGA